GUAUACUGUAUAUGACAUUGAGUGAAGAGAGUAUUUGUAUGUGUGAUCUAGAGUGGAAACAAAUUGAAUUUGAGUUUGGGAUGUAUGAUCGUUGUUUGGAGCAAGCCCUUAGAAGAUCGUGGCGUUUAGGGCGAGAUCUCUGAAACCCUAACCAAUGGUGGGACCGAAACGGCACUUCCUCCCACUGAUCCUCGUCUCCCUCGCCGCUUUCAUCUUCUACACCCUCCACCACUCCUCUCUCCCACUCGACAUACCCGAAUCCAACCUCACUUCCACUUUCCCCAACCCCAUGCCAACCCAAUCCCCCAAUUUCACCUUCCUCAUCAACGUCCUCGCCUUCAACCGCCUCGCCGCCGUCUCCCGCUGCCUCCGCUCCCUCGCCGCCGCCGACUACCUCGGCGACCGCGUCCACCUCCACCUCCACAUCGACCACUUCGCCCCCGACAACGCCUCCUCCCUCGACGCCAAGCUCCGCGAGUCGCACCGGAUUCUGGACUUCGUCGAUGGCUUCGAUUGGAAGUUCGGCGAGAAAGUCGUGCAUUACAGGACCGCCAAUGUGGGCCUCCAGGCCCAGUGGUUGGAGGCCUGGUGGCCCGCUUCCGACCACGAGUUCGCCUUCGUCGUCGAGGAUGAUCUCGAGGUUUCCUCGCUUUACUAUGAGUUCGUUAAGACGUUGAUUAUCAAUUUCUAUUACGAUGCCUCCAAUUAUAGCCCUUCCAUCUAUGGGGUUUCGCUGCAACGACCAAGGUUUGUUCCAGGGAAGCAUGGAAACAAAUUACAGUUGGAUGACCAAACACGACUUUUCUUAUACCAGUUAGUUGGCACAUGGGGUCAAAUUCUCUUUCCAAGGCCAUGGAAAGAGUUCAGGUUGUGGUAUGACGAGAACAAAGCAAAGGGCAAUAAGCCAUUUCUUGAGGGCAUGGUGACUACAGGAUGGUAUAAGAAAAUGGGAGAGAGGAUUUGGACACCUUGGUUCAUAAAGUUUAUUCAAUCCCGUGGUUAUUUUAAUAUCUACACAAAUCUUCUGCAUGAGAGAGCAUUAAGUGUUUCUCACAGAGAUGCUGGAGUAAACUAUGGGAAAACUGCUGGACCUGAUUCUAAAUUGCUAGAGGAAAGAUCUCUGGACUUCAAUAUUUUGGAAAUGCAACCAUUGAGUAGUUUAAAAUGGUUUGAUUUUUGUUUCAGAGAAGUACAUCCUGGAAAGAUUGUCACUAACCUGGAAGAGCUUGGAUCGUUGCUUCACUCUCUGCAGAAACGGGAUAGUGUCUUCUUGGUAAAUCUUUUUGGGGUAUCGGAUGCUAUAACAAGAAACUUACUAUGCCACUUUGAGAGGCUAGAUAUCAGGAAUUAUAUACUUAUGGGCCCUCCAUCCGACUCCUUAUUUGAUCUGGCAAGGAGGGGGCAUCCUGUAAUUAAUGUUGACCAAUUUAUAAAUAGUGUUGGAUUGUAUAAAUUCACUUCACAAGGUUCGAGUUUUGAUACCAUGAAGGGUAUUUUGGCAAAGACUUAUGUAAUUAAGAAGUGUAUCGAGAAUAGGUAUAACACGUGGGUUAUGGAUGGGAGCAUGCUUCUCACUUCAGACCUCUUGUCUGAUUCUGGAGAUCCCAAUAAUGACUUCUUUGUUGCAAACAACUUUGAACUCUUCUAUGCUAAAAGUUCAUCUUCUAGUGAGAAACUCUGGGUUGAUGGCUUUGUGUCAAAGGUUGUAGCCACGACAGAGUCUUUGGCAGGAAAAGAUUCACCAACCCAUGGUAGGUUAAGCUUUGUGUAUAUUGUAACAAAAUUAUUGGAGCAGAAUGGUGCGAGGAUUACAAGAGUUGAUGAGACUUCUUUUGGCACGAAGAUUGGCUCUGGUAAUGUGAGUGAAUCUUCGCUUCGGGAUAAAAAGUUGGUAUAUUGGUCAACUGAGAUGGAGCUGGAUUCAAUUCAGAAAUGGCUCAAAGAGUUGAAUUUGUGGAGCAUAGACGGUGAUUUGUCUUGCACCGCGGUGGUCUGUCACAAAUCAUAGCAUUUUAUGGCGGCUAGUUUUUUUUAUAUCUUUUUUAUUUUUAUUUAUAUUUUUUAAUUUGCUACUACUAUUUUUGACUUUUUGAAUGCCAACUUAGCUUACAUAUUCUUUUUACCCAUUUUGUACCAUCAUUUGUAACAAUUCAAUUCACCCAAUCACCAGCUGCACUACUGUUUAACAGAAAUGCUUGUAAGGACAACAAAAAUAUUAGAUUAGCUGCUGCUAUGGGUGCUAAUCAUCGCACAUUGAAUGAUAAAUUGCGAGUGUUAACGUAUUCAGUUU
Molecule: messenger RNA, 2290 nt
Organism: Cajanus cajan (pigeon pea)
Lineage: Eukaryota; Viridiplantae; Streptophyta; Magnoliopsida; Fabales; Fabaceae
Product: transferring glycosyl group transferase
Source: RefSeq, a predicted model, not a curated record